Molecule: messenger RNA, 1130 nt
Organism: Tinamus guttatus (white-throated tinamou)
Lineage: Eukaryota; Metazoa; Chordata; Aves; Tinamiformes; Tinamidae
Source: RefSeq, a predicted model, not a curated record
UCCUUCCCUUCAGGAAGUACAAAAUGCCUAAAAAGAAGACUGGUGCUCGAAAGAAGGCAGAGAAUCGUCGUGAACGUGAAAAGCAGAUAAGGGCUUCAAGAGCAACCAUAGAUUUAGCCAAACAUCCUUGUAAUGCCUCAAUGGAAUGUGAUAAGUGCCAAAGACGACAGAAGAACAGAGCUUUCUGCUACUUCUGCAACUCAGUUCAGAAAUUACCCAUUUGCGCACAGUGUGGAAAAACCAAAUGCAUGAUGAAGUCUUCAGAUUGUGUCAUAAAACAUGCUGGCGUGUAUAGUACUGGACUAGCAAUGGUGGGUGCAAUUUGUGAUUUCUGUGAAGCUUGGGUGUGUCAUGGGAGGAAGUGUCUCAGCACACACGCGUGUAUCUGCCCCCUUACAGAUGCAGAGUGUAUUGAGUGCGAAAGAAGCGUCUGGGAUCAUGGAGGCAGAAUAUUUGCCUGUUCUUUUUGCCACAAUUUCCUCUGUGAAGAUGAUCAGUUUGAACAUCAAGCCAGCUGCCAAGUUUUGGAAGCAGAGACAUUUAAAUGUGUUUCCUGUAACAGGCUUGGGCAGCAUUCAUGCCUGCGUUGUAAGGCUUGUUUUUGUGAUGAUCAUGUGCGAAGUAAGGUUUUUAAGCAGGAAAAGGGAAAAGAGCCUCCCUGCCCGAAAUGUGGACAUGAAACUCAGCAGACAAAGGAUCUCAGCAUGUCAACGCGCUCCCUGAAGUUUGGCCGCCAGGCCGGCGGUGAAGAUGCAGAUGGAGCCUCUGGUUACGAUGCCUACUGGAAGAGCCUCUCCAGCAGCAAGGCUGGAGAUGCAGGGGACCGUGAGGAUGAAUACGAGGAGUAUGAAGCAGAGGACGAUGAGGAUGACAAUGAUGAAGGAGGGAAAGAUUCUGAUACAGAGACAACAGAUGUAUUCAGCAGUUUAAGUUUAGGAAGGACCUACGCUAGUGGGUAUGCACAUUAUGAGGAACCUGAAGAUUAAGCUUAAUCUUCUGGGGAGCUAAAACAUGUGGAAGGAGUUGAGUAUAUGCUUCAUUUUUGACUUGUGUAUGUGCCAGUAGAAUAGCUCUAUUGGGUACUUGCAUAUCAAGUUUGAGAAUCAAGAGUGUGGGAUUUAGGUAGUAAU